UGACUCUCCCAUGCCUGUGACCUCACGUGUCUGUUUUGUAAAGUUCCAAGAGCCGGAGUCGGUGGGAGUGUCCCAGCACCUGACCAACACAGUCUUUGUGGACAGAGCCCUCAUCGUGGUCCCCUUUGCAGAAGCGAAGCAGCCGGCGUGAGUCGAUUGUUCAUAAAACAUCUAAUGAAAGUUGAGAGCACAUCCCGCGGGACAACUGGCUGUGCUUGCAUACGUUUGGUUCAUGACUUAAAAUACAAGUACAGGUGAUAAAAUCUUGGCAGUGUUGACCACAAUGUGUAUUGUGAUUUAAAACAUAACUGCUAAUCCUACAAUGAUGCUUCACACAAAAAUCAGGGAGCAGGAUUUACAGACAAGACUCAGUGGAUGUCCUUAAUGUUUUACAAUAGAGUAGUUAGACGGGGUUGCUUGUCUGCAAGAAAGUUGUCUAUGUUGUCUUGAGGCCAUUUUGAAAUUUUCUUGUGUUCUCCAGGAGUGAUUCCUGAUGAAUCUAAAGCUAUGUCCCUGCUCGCUCCAGCCAAUGCUGUGGCCGGGAUGAUGCCCGGAGGAGGACUUCUCCCAACGCCUAAUCCUUUAGCAACAAUGGGGGCUUCAGCAUUUGGUCUACCAACCAUUGAACAAAUGGCUGCCAUGGGAUUGCAUGGUCCUAAUAUGAACCCACAGGCUCUGUCUGCAGAUUUCCUCAAGCUUAUGCAGUCAAUUGACCCAAAAUUGAAUCCCUUAGCUGCAGGGCUUGGUUUAGCUCCAGGCUUAAAGACAGAUGCCUCCAGCAAAGAGAUUGAAGAAGCAAUGAAGAGAGUGCGAGAGGCUCAGUCUUUGAUAUCUGCUGCCAUUGAACCUGGAAGCAAGAAAGAUGACAAGCGUAAGCAUUCCCGCUCCAGUUCACGGUCACGCCGCAGGAGGUCCAGAUCUCGCUCCAGGCACAGACUAUCAAAGAGUCGGUCACGACGCAGGUCUCAUUCAAGGAGCAGAAGGAGGUCCAAGAGUCCACGGCGGAGAAGGUCACAUUCACGAGACAGAGGCCGUCGCAGUCGUUCCAGGGACAGAAGGAAAGAGGAGAAGUCAAAAAAGCGAUCAAAGACACCUCCUAAAAGCUACAGCAGUGCUAGAAGAUCCCGAAGCAUUAGUCGGAAGCACAGACGAAGCCGUAGUGCAUCUCGCUCUCCUCGGAAAAAGCCUUCCAGGUCGCCAUCCCCCAGACGCCAUAAAAAAGAAAAGAAGAAAGACAAGGGGCGUGAAAAAGAGCGAGACAGGAGGGAGGACAGAGACCGGAGCCGAGACGAGAGAGAGCGCUCAAACAGCAAGAAGAAAAGAAGUAAAGACAAGGAGAGAGAUCGAGAACACAAGUCCGACAGUGAGAAGGGAGAUGUAAAGGUGACCCGUGACUAUGAUGAAGAAGAACAAGGUUACGACAGUGAAAAAGAAGUAGAGGAGGAUGACGAGGAAAGAAAAAGUGAUUCAGACUCAAACUCCUCCCCCAAAGGCUCCAGCGAUGCCCACAAAGCUGAGGCCUCUAAAAAGUCCAAGUUAAAUGGAGACGAUCACCAGCAAGAGGACAUGGACAUGAGUGACUGACUUACCACUAUCCAUCUACUGCUCUUUGAUAUUUUUUAUGGAUUACUUUUGUGAGGUUAUGAUUUAAAUUGUAAAACUGUCUUGGAGAAUGGGGAGGAAAAAUAAAAAUGGGUUUUAAAUAGUUAUUGUAUUUUUUUAUAAAGCAAUUGGUAUUUGUUGCUUUUUGUCCACCAGCCAGAACACACAUAAUGGUGUCAGGAUAAUAUGUUGUCAUGUUGGGGCACUGUACGUGCUCACCGUUUACUCAAAUUGAACAGUUUGCUUUACUGUAAUGCA
This is a messenger RNA of Periophthalmus magnuspinnatus, 1860 nucleotides long. It is a transcript of the gene srsf11, whose product is annotated as serine and arginine rich splicing factor 11. Gene Ontology annotation, cellular component: nucleoplasm. Gene Ontology annotation, molecular function: RNA binding. Lineage: Eukaryota; Metazoa; Chordata; Actinopteri; Gobiiformes; Gobiidae. The record is from RefSeq and is a predicted model, not a curated record. The coding region runs from base 508 to 1584 and encodes 358 amino acids. The transcript has 11 exons.